This is a messenger RNA of Purpureocillium lilacinum, 1062 nucleotides long. RefSeq lists its product as uncharacterized. Gene Ontology annotation, biological process: sphingolipid biosynthetic process. The record is from RefSeq and is a predicted model, not a curated record. Gene Ontology annotation, molecular function: iron ion binding; sphingolipid delta-4 desaturase activity. Gene Ontology annotation, cellular component: endoplasmic reticulum membrane. NCBI's taxonomy places the organism in Eukaryota, Fungi, Ascomycota, Sordariomycetes, Hypocreales, Ophiocordycipitaceae.
AUGGCCAACGACACGCUCUUCGACACGGCCCUGCCGCCGCUCCCCUCGUACAGCCUCGAGCCCACGGGCGACGUCUUCUCGUGGAUAUCCGACUUCUGGCUGUCCCUCCUCCUCCCCGUCGCCGUCUACUGGGCCAUGUCGCUCUUCUUCCACGCCAUCGACGUCCUCGACCUCUUCCCCCAGUACCGCCUCCACACCCCCGACGAGAUCCUCAAGCGCAACCACGCGACCCGCUACGAGGUCGCCCGCGACGUCCUCAUACAGCAGGUCAUACAGGUCGUCACCGGCGCCGCCCUCGCCAUCACCGAGCCCCCCGAGAUGAAAGGCAAGUCCGACUAUGACGUCGCCGUCUGGGCCACCCGCCUCCGCCUCGCCCAGCGCGCCGUACCCGGCCUGCUCUCCGCCCUCGGCCUCAACGCCACCGCCCUGUCCAAGAGCCUCUCCGUCUCCCACCCGCUGCUGGCCGGCGCCCUGGCCGGCGGCUACUACCCCGUCUCGGCCACCGCCCAGUCUGCUGCGCCGGGCUUUGCGCCCUGGGAGCUGGCCGUAGCCAAGCUCAUCUACCACGUGCUCGUCCCGGGGUUGCAGUUCUUCGUCGCCGUCUUCAUCCUGGAUACGUGGCAGUACUUCCUCCACCGGUUGAUGCACAUGAACCGCUGGCUGUACACCACCUUCCACUCGCGACACCACCGGCUCUACGUGCCCUACGCCUACGGAGCGCUCUACAACCACCCUCUCGAGGGCUUCCUCCUCGACACCCUCGGCGCCGGCAUCGGGUUCAAGGUCACCGGGAUGACGGUGCGCCAGGGCACCUGCUUCUUCGCUUUCUCCACCAUCAAGACGGUCGACGACCACUGCGGCUACAGCUUCCCCUGGGACCCGCUCCAGCUCAUCACGAGCAACAACGCCGCCUACCACGACAUCCACCACCAGACGUGGGGUAUCAAGACAAACUUCUCCCAGCCCUUCUUCACCUUCUGGGACGGCCUGCUCAACACAAAGUACAAGGGCUCCCGGAGCAACCGUGUCGAGGAUAAGAAGCGCGAGGCAAAGUCGAAAUGA